Anopheles maculipalpis is the source of this 557-nucleotide messenger RNA. RefSeq names its product deoxycytidylate deaminase. Gene Ontology annotation, molecular function: dCMP deaminase activity; zinc ion binding. Gene Ontology annotation, biological process: dTMP biosynthetic process; dUMP biosynthetic process. The record is from RefSeq and is a predicted model, not a curated record. The transcript has a single exon. NCBI's taxonomy places the organism in Eukaryota, Metazoa, Arthropoda, Insecta, Diptera, Culicidae. Bases 3 to 557 code for a protein of 184 amino acids. Gene Ontology annotation, cellular component: cytoplasm.
AUAUGGACAGCCACAAACGGAAGGACACCAUCGACUGGACGGAAUACUUCAUGGCGAUGGCUUUCUUGGCUGCUAAACGGAGCAAAGAUCCAUCCACCCAGGUCGGUGCGUGUAUCGUGAACGAGGACAAGCGUGUGGUGGGCAUCGGCUAUAACGGAUUUCCCACCGGUUGCAGUGAUGAUGAGUUCCCGUGGUCUAAAUCCUCCGACAACCCGCUCGAAACGAAGUACCUUUACGUGUGCCAUGCGGAGGUGAAUGCCAUACUGAACAAAAACAGUACGGAUGUGAAGAAUUGCACGAUGUACGUCGCACUGUUCCCGUGCAACGAGUGUGCAAAGAUUAUUAUUCAGUCGGCAAUACGGGAGGUGGUGUAUAUGAGUGAUAAGCACGCGCACAAGGAGCAUACGAUCGCGGCCAAGCGAAUGUUUGAUGCUGCUGGUGUACGGUACACACAGUACAAACCACGCCACAGUCAGAUUGUGAUCGAUUUUACGGAAAUUGAUUGGGACAGUUUGAAUCAGGUACCGGCAACACCGAAAAAGAAUGGAACGAUAUAG